AUGCGCCGCCGUCGCCGCCGCCGCACCCCGGAGCUGCUGCCGCGCGCCGUCUCCGCGCCGGCUCCGCGCCGCGGGCUCCCUUCGCCGUCGCCGCCGGCCGUCUCCGUGCGGGCUUCGCGCCGCGGGCCCCCUGCACCGUCGCCGCUGCAGCCGCCUGCGACCUCCGCCCUGCGCUGCGCGCCUUGCACCACCGCAGCUCCGCGCCUGCGCGUGCCGUCGCCACUGUGGUGCCUCCCUGCGCGCGCCGCCUCCCUGCUCUCGCCGGAGCCCCCGCCGGCACCGGAGAAGUGGAAAAGGCCAGUUACUGUUGCUCAGUUUCUUGGGAGUGCUAAUAGUGGUCUGGGUUUCCAUCACAUUGAUGUGGAGGCCAGAGAUGGCAGGUUCAGGCACUGGAGGGGAUUCGACAACUAUGGGGUAUUUGUGAUUGAGGAAGGGGAAAUGAAUGAGGAAGGCAUCAUGGAAAACCUGAAGGAACAAGUAGACAAAGAUUGGCCCUGGCAGGUGAACAAGCUGGAAGAUUAUUGUUAUCUGAUUAAGUUCCCACCACAUAAGAGAGUGGAAAGUAAUGUAACUGAUAUCACAUACUUCUAUCUCAAAGGGGGUGUGAUGGCGUCCCUGAAAGUUUGGAAUGGAGACAUGGAGUCAAUUGGCCAGCUGACUGAGGUCUGGGUGCAAGUGAGAGACAUUCCACCAAAAUGGUGCGAUUGGGUCAUAGUAAAACAAAUAGCUUCCUGUCUGGGCAAGUUAGUGGAGGUGGAUUGGCACUCCUUGUUUGCUAGCUCCUUCAGCAUGAUCAGGAUUAAACUGAAGUGCAAAGAACCCAAGAAAAUUCCCCUGCAGAGAGUUAUGGAAAUGAAUGACAAGCUCUACUUGAUAAGCUUCAAGACAGAAGGUGUAGAACAAAUUCUGAAGUCCAAUGAUGUUGGUGAUGAAGGAGGGGAGGACAAAGAUGAGGACAAAGGUGACAAUGGAUUGGAGGAGGAUGAUCUCCUGGAGGAGGAUGAUCUCCUGGAGGAGGACACUAGUGGUGGGGAUGGUAGCAUAGAAACACCUGGAGGGGCAGCUGGCCCUAGCAGCAACUUGAACAAAGAAUGUGAUAAUGAACAUGAGGAGUCAGCAGCUGACUGCCUCAACCUCCUAUAUGCUAUGGAGCUGGAUGACAAAUCUGAGAGUGAGGAGGAUGGAGAGGAAGAGGGAAUGGUGUUAGAGGAGGAAAUGGUCAACUUACCAGAAGACUGGGUUUUCAAUCUGCAACAAGAGGGUGCCCAGGAUCAGGAGGGGAGUGGUGAUGCCCAAGCUGCAAAGGAAAGCAGGGUUCCAGUAACCACAGAUCAACCAGCAUCAGCUAAAGGUAAAAAAGCUAGGAAGGAACCAACUUGGGGGCCUGUGAUGGCAAUCAGGAGAAGCAAAAGGAACAUGAAUGAUGAUAGGCCUGUGAUGGAAAAGGUACAAGAAUUCAAGAAAAAAUGGAGCCCUGAUCAGCACAAAGGUAAAAAACUAUUUCCUCCCAAAGCUUUUGAUAAAUCUGCUCUUGUUUGUGUUGCCAAAAUUGUUGGCCUUAAGGUACCAGCCCUUGUGAGUCGUAUUAGAGAGUCCCAUGCGGAUAUAGUAGGUAUAAUGGAGACCAAGAAGGAGAGCUUUACUCCUGGCUUUCUGAAAUCCCUAACAGGUUUGGCUCCUUUUGACUGGUCCCUCCUUCUAGCCAGAGGGUCUGCUGGCGGGAUAUUGGUUGGGGCCAACUCUGACCUGUUCACUCUAACUGUGAGUGAUAUUUUGGACUUUUCUAUUAGUGUGUUCCUUUUAGAUAAGAAAACAGGGUUCUCGUGGAAAAUGGUUGUUGUUUACGGAUCACCCUAUGAGGAAAGGAAACAAGCUUUUCUAGAUGAUCUACAUCUAGUGCUGUCAAAGUGGGAUGGUCCUACUCUCAUUGCUGGUGACUUCAAUUUAGUUAGAUUUAGUAGUGAUAAGAACAAUGGCAUUAUUAACCACAGAUGGGCAGAUGCCUUUAAUGACUGGGUGAGUAGGUGGGCUCUGCUAGAGCUGAACCCAGCCAACAAAAAUUUCACCUCGACCAACAAUCAGGGGGAUAAUUUAGUUCUAGCCAAGAUUGAUAGAAUCUUUGUUACUACUAGUUGGGAGUCUGCUUUCCCACUAACCAGAGUCAAAGCUCUAGAGAGGUUACCAAGUGACCAUAAUCCUUUAGUUCUGGAUUCUGGGGAGAAUGCCUCCUUUGGCAAGAAAUGUUUUCGCUUUGAAAAAUGGUGGCUAGAGAAAGAAUCUUUCUAUAAUGUGGUUAAGAAAGUGUGGACCACCCCCUGCAAGGAAACAAAAAGUCUUGAUAUUUGGCAGUUUAGAGUCAGGUUAUUUAGGAAGAUGGUGAGAGGGUGGGCAGCUAAUGAAGUGGCAGCCUUGAAUAAAGAAAAAGUUAAUCUAGCUCUAGAAUAUAAUUUUCUAGAUAAAGAAGCUGAGUCUAGAAUACUAGAAGAGGGUGAGAGGAGAAGAUUGGAUGAUAUUACCAAGGAACUAGACAAGAUUUGGGCCCUGGAAGAAAUUAAAGCUAGACAGAGGUCCAGAGAUAGAAACAUUCUCGAGGGGGAUAGAAACACUGCCUAUUUCCAAGCGUUGGCUAACUAUAGGAGUAGGAAAAAGAGAGUGGAUAGUUUGAUGGGUCCUCAGGGACCAGUCUAUGACCAAACCGGAAUGAUGAAGAUUGCCCUAGACUUUUACAAAGACCUCUUUGCCAAAGAAGGUAGAGGGGAUCUGACUCUUAGCAGAGAUUUUUGGUCUCCCCGUGACCUAGUGACUGAGGAGGAAAAUGACAUCCUUUGUGCCCCCUUCUCAGAAGCUGAGAUUAAAGAGGCCAUCUUUAGCUGCUAUGCAGAGGGUGCCCAUGGACCUGAUGGGCUGCCCUUCUUGUUCUACCAAAAAUUUUGGGACCUCAUCAAAGAAGAUAUAGUUGGGAUGUUCCUGGAUUUCCAUAAGGGGGAGUUGUCCCUUAGUAGACUUAACUUUGCUAUGUUGACCCUCAUCCCCAAAGUUGAGGAUGCCAACAAUAUGAAGUUCUUUAGGCCAAUCAGUCUCAUAAAUUGCAGUUUCAAAAAAAUUUCGAAGGUCCUAACUUUGAGGCUGGGUAAAGUAUGUAACAAGUUGGUGGCCACUAACCAAAGUGCUUUUAUAAAAGGUAGGUACAUUUUGGAGAGUGUAGUGGUGGCCCAUGAAAUUGUUCACAGUGUUCACUCCUCCAAAUAA
This is a messenger RNA of Panicum virgatum (switchgrass), 3249 nucleotides long. RefSeq lists its product as uncharacterized. The transcript is spliced from 4 exons. Gene Ontology annotation, molecular function: catalytic activity. NCBI's taxonomy places the organism in Eukaryota, Viridiplantae, Streptophyta, Magnoliopsida, Poales, Poaceae. The record is from RefSeq and is a predicted model, not a curated record. Bases 1 to 3249 code for a protein of 1082 amino acids.